AUGUUGAAGUUAGCUCAAUUACAAUUGCUCAACGAUGAGAACACUAAAUACUUUAAGAAACCAGGACAAAAGGGAGAUGGUUAUAAGAAGUUGGACAAGCUAGGUGGUGGCUCAUUCGGUUCUGUAUUCAAGGCUGUCGACACUUCAAACUCAUCUGGACAGGAGUAUGCUGUCAAGUUACUCAAGUAUCACACCUAUGCAGAGUCUGUCGCAGCGCAAAAGUACAUCAAGUCUGAAUGUGAUGUUCUAAUGAAGUUAAUGAAUGGUCCACAACAUCCUCACAUAGUAAACGUACAUGACGUAUUAGAUCUAUAUACUUAUGUAUUCGAGUAUUGUAAUAAUGGAACAUUGAAGAAGUAUUAUACAGAUAACACUCAUACAUUAUCAGAGAACACAUUGAAGUUGAUCUUUGUCCAGAUGAUAUCAGCAUUGCAGUUCCUACAUGAUAGAGAUCAGCCCAUCGUACACAGAGAUCUCAAACCAGAGAACAUCCUAGUCAAUCAAAAGAAUGGAAGGACUGUCUUUAAACUGACAGACUUUGGAUUCUCAAAGACACAAUCUGAACUUGAACCAUUGGUAUCAGCAGUUGGCUCAAGACUGUUCAUGGCACCAGAGAUAUCAUAUCAUUCAAACAAGAAUUAUGAUCAUAUGGUGGAUAUAUUCUCAAUGGGAGUGGUGUUCUAUUAUAUUGCCAGACCGACAAUGAGCAUACCAUCAGUACCAGUGACACGCGAACAUAUCAUGGCACUACCAUCCACACUUUCACAAGAGUUCAAAGAGUUGAUCAUCAGAAUGAUCGACCCUGAUCCAACGACGAGGAUCACCAUCAAAGACAUCAUCAAGUCCAAAUGGGUAAUGGACAAGUUUGUCUCGCUCGAGGUCGUUGGCCAGGGCAAGGAUGUCAUGACCACACAAGACAUCUAUCAGAUACAUGAGAAGACCUACAAAGGAUAUAUUGAAUCCAACUUCAAACUAUCAUUGAAGGAUCAACUUGUAUUGGUAUCAUACUAUGACUCUGAUGCACUAUACCCAUUGUCAGACUCUAUACUUCGUCCAAUAUAUACUAUUGACAAGGUAUACCUGAUCGAUAUGUACAAUAAUCCAGUAUUCCAGUUCGUACCAAUUGAAAACUUGACAAAGUACAUCACUACUGUCAAUGGACAGGUGGUCGAGAGGAACAAUCUGGAUAACCAACCAUGCAGGGAUCCAAUCAAAGAGGAGAUUGAGCGAUUUACAGAGGUUAGAGCGAUACAGUUACAUGCAUUCGAGGUGUUGAAGAAGGCACAGGAUGGUCUAAAGGUAUAUCACCUCAUGAAACAACAUUAUCAAACAGAAUGCAACAAACAAGAGCUUAACCAGGUAUUUAAGCAUGUCGAGGGAUUCUGCAAGGCCAACGUAAUGAACAAUCAAGCAUUUGAGAUUAUCAAGAAGCUAAAGAACAUUGACCACGAGGGAAAUGAGACAGACGAGUUGCUUAUCAAUAAGCUGCCAAUAGUUGUACAAGCAGUGUUGAACUAUGGCAUUGGAGAACAAUAUGAUCACAUCAUUAACACUGCCAAGGAGUUUGAUGCAACAAAGAAGUUCAUCGAUGACUUUAGUAAACUUGUGACACAGUCAUCACAGGACAUAAUGGGUAUCAUCAAGGACUUUGAGAGAAUCAAGAACCUAAUCAAUGCCAAACAAAAGUCAAUGAGCGAUGAGACCAACUUUGGCUUUGUCUAUGACACGAGCUCACUGACACAUGGACCUCAACAGUACUUUGACAAGUGCUACAAGCUCUACAUGCGACUGUACUUUGCAUUGAAUCGCGAGUUGGUCAUAUUCAAUCGACACUUUGCUCAUCUGGUCAAGUCAGUGUCGUCCCUAGUCAACGUCCAGAAACAAGCGCCCAACCUAAUGUACGACCAGCAGCUCAUGACUGAGAUUGCAAAGAUACCAACCUACUUCAAGCUCUACAAGGACGAACUGAAGCGACGAGCACAGUUCAACAAGAUGUUUGCAAAGCAUCAGCAAGACUAUGCAAUGGACUUUCAUGCUCAAGUCAACAAAGAAAAGAGCAUGAGGCAAAAGUUUGAUCAGGCUGAGCCACCUAGAUACUUUAUACCAGUGUUGACUCAGAACGAGCUUGUCAAUCCAUUGACAAGAUUCCUUCCAACAGAGGAGAGUAUAUCAAUGCGGGAGUUCAUUGCCAAUGAAGGCUUUGUACCUAUCUAUAAAGACCCUGAGGAGCAACAACUUUAUAGCAAACUAGAACUUUUAAAGAUGAAUGAACGUUUGGAGAAUGAGAUAGCGAUGCUUAGGAAGUCACCAGUUCAUACAUCAUCUGCACCAUUAUCAAUGCCAUCAAAGUAUACCAACAGCUCAUCAUCGUCUUCAUCAACAGAGGAUGAUCAAAGAACAGAGAUAUUCAAACCGAACCAACAACAACCAGUGGUACAGACACUGAUUGAUAAGGAGAGAGAAUCUGCGGAUUUGAUGAGGAGGGUGUUGGACAUGACAGCGCAGGACAAUGCCAAACAGAUGAGACUCAACAGUCUGGAGAAUGAGUCAAAGAUGUAUAAAGAACAACGCGAUCAAUUGGAGAGACAGCUGCAACAGGACAAGAUAGAGACAGAGCACACGAACAAACAGGAGCAACAACAACUUAUGAAGCAGAUCACCGAGCUACAAGUAAGACUACAGUCUAAAGAGAAUGAGAUGAACAACAUCCAUCAUUUGUUCACCAAUCAACUAUCAGACAUUGAGACGCAGUACAAGAAUGCUCUAAAGGCCAAAGACGAUGAGAUCUCAUCACUACAAGCUAUUAACUUGUUCUUAUCAGAAGGACGUUAA
Messenger RNA from Acytostelium subglobosum LB1, 2832 nucleotides. RefSeq lists its product as hypothetical. The coding region runs from base 1 to 2832 and encodes 943 amino acids. Gene Ontology annotation, molecular function: protein kinase activity; ATP binding. Lineage: Eukaryota; Evosea; Eumycetozoa; Acytosteliales; Acytosteliaceae. The transcript is spliced from 11 exons. Gene Ontology annotation, biological process: protein phosphorylation. The record is from RefSeq and is a predicted model, not a curated record.